CCGUCACUUCUCGACCGAUUGUCGGCAGCUCUGUCCCGCGGCAGCAACAGGAGCAACCACAGCAGCGAUGUGGGCGCUGCCGUUGCCAGCCGGGUUCACGGGUCGGGGCCGUCUAAUGUUAUUGUUCCCGGCUUCAGCCCUGGCGGCAUCACCGCCCGCUCCCUCGCUGCAUCCACCAGCGGCUCUUCAUUCUCCUACGCUUCUGCUGCCGCCGCUUCUUCCUCUUCCUUCACCACUCGCCAGGCCCCGGCUCCGGUUCCCGACCUGCCAACCGCUACCCGAGGCCGCUCCGCCUGGAAUCCUCUGGAAUCCUUCCCGCCGCCUCAUGCGUCCGACGCGCAUGCGGCACGCUUGGGGCCCGACGGCCAACCGCCCAGCACCAACCCCGGCUCCUUCAGGUGGCCCCUGGUCGCUGCCAAGCGCAGCACCGCCCAACACGAGGCGGGCGAGGAUGGGGAGGAUGAGGAGGAUGGCGAUUGCGAGGACGGCGACGAGGGCUUGUGCGUCGUGUGCAUGGACCGGCCCCGCAGCGUGCUGCUGCUGCCGUGCGGUCACUUGGUGCUGUGCGGUGGCUGCGUGCGGGCGGUGCGGGAGCGGGGAGGGCUGUGUCCCAUGUGCAGGGAGAAGAUAGGGGACGUGCAGGAUGUGAUGGGGUGAGGGACGGACUGGAGCAGCAGGAAGCGGUGUGGGCGCAUGGAACGAAUGGGUGGACAAAGGGAGGAAGUGGUGUGGUGGUUAGUGUUUGUGUGUUUUGGUGGGAGUGGGUAGGCAGGAUAUGCCGCAGUUAGCCGGCAAAGCAGCAAGGCCGUUGCAGCAAGGCCGCCGGAGUUAUGUCCCUUGUCAUAAGCCAGGUGGUGGGCAUGCAUGCCGGGCAUGCAUGCCAGCUUGGGAAUCUGCGUACAGCAAUGUCAGGAUAGGCGACGUUAAGCUGUGAAUUGUAGUUUGCUAAGAAGGCGCAGUGCUAGGCCUGCAAGCGCAAGCAUUGCGUUACUACGGUAUGACGUUUGCUAGGAGGACCUCUUGUGAUGCUUGCUUGCGUGCGAGUUUUGCUGCCAUACCGGUAUUGAACGUCGUGCGGAUGGGUUUAGAUGGCAGCAGGUCUACCAUGUGUGGAGACGGAGUAGCACUCUAGCGAAUGUCCCCUAGGUAGUCACGAACUGCGGCGGAUCGCCGUUCCUAGGUCAUAGUCUAGCCAGCAAGUCGUAAUAGCUGUCUACAUUGUGCAGCUGUCUAUGCUGUAUGGAAGGCCGUUAGAAUGCGAAAGUUACAAGGCCGUUAGCGAAGUAUCUUUGUACAUUCAUCCAGACAUCCGAUGUCGGAGAAGAGGUUUGCUGUGGCGUGCGCAGAACAUUUACUAUAACGUGCUUUCAGUUAGGAAGCAUAUCUCUUCUCUAUGAGCUUAGGAUUAGUGGAAGAUCCGGGAAGUAUAGAGCUUAACGUGUUUUGACAGGGGCGCGGUAAGAUGGUGCCAAUGCUUGUUACCUACGUGUAAUGGUAGGUGAAUAGGUGGUAGGGAGCUGUAGUUUAACCCAGUAGUAUAGGAGGCUGCAGGGGGCAAAGAAGAAGACACAAUGCAG
Molecule: messenger RNA, 1577 nt
Organism: Astrephomene gubernaculifera
Lineage: Eukaryota; Viridiplantae; Chlorophyta; Chlorophyceae; Chlamydomonadales; Astrephomenaceae
Source: the annotation of a GenBank genome assembly